CAAGCAACAGACUGUUGGAGAAUGAAAUGGAGAAUGCAGUUCUCCAAACAACGAUUGAGAAUGGUUAGAAUUCCGGCGGUGAAAGCUGAAACGAAUACUUUUUCAACUUUUCGAUUUAAUAAUAAUCGUCCAAUUCGAAGAAAGCGUGUGAUCAUGCAACAGUGAUGACGCUUCCUCUUGUAAUUUCAGGAUUUUGUUGCUUCGAAUUGAAGAUUCUCGACUUCUAGGGUUUCACUAUAAAGUUUAACCCGGCAAUGGAUUGGCUUAGCAGGAUUUUCGAAGGGUCGAACCGUGGAGUUUCAUGGGACUCACGGUCAGAUUUCGAGGACUUUGACCGGGCAAUUGCCAUGUCACUUGCAGAAGGGAGAAGAAGACAUGGGUUUAGUGAUGAUUUCCUUCGGAAAGAAGAUGAACGUCUUGCAAAGGCUCUACAUGGAAGACUGAAACUAGAGCCUUCACCUUGGAACAGAAACAUGAACCGCAAUGCAAAUGUUCAUCAACCACCUAUGUCAAUCUCACAUUCAACAGGAUAUAGGAAAUGUGCUGGUUGCAAUAAUGUGAUUAGUCAUGGACAAUAUCUAAGAUGCAUGGGUGCUGUUUGGCAUCCCGAAUGUUUAAAAUGCCAUGCGUGUAACCUGCCAAUUUCUGAUAAUGAGUUUUUAUUGUCGGGAAAUUAUCCGUAUCACAAGUCUUGCUAUAGAGAAAACCAUCACCCACGAUGUGAUGUCUGCCGCCAAUUUAUUCGAACAGAUGCUGCUGGUUUUGUUGAAUAUAAGGUACAUCCUUUCUGGGCUCAGAAAUACUGCCCACGCCAUGAACGUGACGGGACUCCUAGGUGUUGUAGCUGUGAUCGUUUCGAGCCAAAGGAAAUACAAUAUGCUGCUCUUAAUGACGGUAGAAAACUAUGCCUGGAGUGUCUCGAUUCUGCAAUCAUGGGUACCUCAGAUUGUCAACCACUGUAUCACGAUAUACAACAGUUUUUCGCAAGUAUGAACAUGAAACUGGAACAAAAGAUCCCGUUACUUUUGGUUGAGAGGCAAGCACUUAACGAGGCCAUGGAUGGAGAAACAAAUGGUCAUUACCACAUGCCCGAGACCAGAGGACUCUGUCUGUCUGAGGAACAAGUUGUCAGCACAGUUUCAAGACAACCGAGAAUUGGGAUGGGAAAUCGGGUCCCAAACACGAGAAUAGAGCCGUAUCAGCUGACCCGUCACGCUGAGGUCACCGCUAUUCUCAUUUUAUACGGCCUCCCAAGGUUGCUUACUGGAUCAAUCUUAGCUCAUGAAAUGAUGCAUGCAUGGCUGCGACUUAAAGGGUACCCGACUCUUCGUCCAGAUGUUGAAGAAGGAAUAUGUCAAACGGUUGCUCAUAUGUGGUUAACAGCCGAGAUAGCAUUAUUAUCAAGGCAAGGGAGAAGAUCUCCAUUUGAGAAGAAGCUUGCAGACUUCUUUAAACAGCAAAUUGAAUCUGACAUGUCACCUGUGUACGGAAAUGGUUUCCGGGCUGGCAAUCGGGCUGUGCUUAAAUACGGGCUUCAGAAGACGUUGUACCAUAUACGAUCGACCGGGAGCUUUCCUAACUGAAUGACGUUUAUACGUUAUAUCUUUUGUUAUGCCGAAACUACAUUUGUUUGUUACUUGUAGAGUUGUGUCCAUAUUAUUACUAUAAACCAUUAGCGGUAUGUGUUACAUGUUUAUCGCAACAUAAACCUAUGUGAUUAAUAAAGGUCCUUUACAUUGUAAUGUAAGUCUUGACAUGCCUAAUA
Helianthus annuus (common sunflower) is the source of this 1765-nucleotide messenger RNA. Its product is annotated as protein DA1-related 1. Bases 255 to 1583 code for a protein of 442 amino acids. Lineage: Eukaryota; Viridiplantae; Streptophyta; Magnoliopsida; Asterales; Asteraceae. The record is from RefSeq and is a predicted model, not a curated record. Gene Ontology annotation, molecular function: ubiquitin binding. The transcript has 13 exons.